CGCGCCGAGGAGGAGCUGGCGCCGUGUCAGUUUCACCCGCCCAAGCUCGCCGGGGAAGAAAGAGGAGGGUGUCGGAUUCGGCCAGGACCGUUCGCGCAUCUCCAUCCGCAUCGGCGAGCAAGGGGGACCCGCAGAGCAGCGGCAGCUGGAGAGAGAAGGAAGGAAGGAAGGAAGGAAGACAGACCCGGGAGGGGGACGAAGGCCAGCCAAGCGCAUUGCAGCAGCGGGGGGCGAAAGAGGAGCCCCCACUACGCGCGCGACCUCCACCAGCCCGAUCGCCUCUGCGCUUCUUUCCUCCCCACAUCGCAGAGCCAGGAGAGGCAGUUUGCCAAGCCGCCCGCCCGCCCCCAUCCCAAAAAGGAGGGCCCUUCACUGCCACCCUGCAGCCAAACUAAGGAACACAAGACGCCUUUUUCAUUUUGGAGAGGGGCGGGGCUUCUGGAGACAACCUGGGCUGAGAGGACCUUGCGCCCUCUUUUUGCGCAUCUUUUUGCGCAACGGGUUCCCUGGGAAUUGGAGAGGGGUUUUCCUCUCCCUCUUGGCGCUUUGACUCUGAAGGCACAUUCACACACCAACACCCCUUCGCUGGCUCUUGCACGCCCCCUCCCUCCCUUGAAAGAUCAAUACUCCACGCACGCACCGAUUUUAUUUUUUUAUGGGUCACAAAGCGACGUCGCAAUGCUGUCCAUGUCCAAGACGUCUUUUAAAAUUAAGCAACACCAGGAUCCAGGGGUAAGUCGACUUCUCUGGCGUUGCGACGCUGAAAGGGGUUGGAGGAAGGGGGUUCCCCUGGCGGGGUGAAUGGGGGUGGGGGCGUGUGCGUUGAGCGGUGGGGUUUGAGGCUGGGUCACCCCGCGCUGGAACCAUAGGAAAUGAUAUUGGAUGCUGGCCAUUUUCCAUAGACAAUUAUUCUAAAUGAUUCUUCAAAAUGUUCCAAGAGGUUGGGAAAUGCUGGCCGUGAAUAAUGGACUUAUGUCAACUAGAUAUCUAGGGCACCUCUCUCUUAACUAUCUAGUUUUCUGAAUUAAACUUUGCAGAUUUGCUUUUGCUUCAGGGCACAGCCCUUCUGCGCAUUGUGUGCAUGCCCUACCUUUAAAGCACAUUCAAAACACACAAUAAGAAUUCCAGGAACUACAGUUCCCAGCACCCGGCGCUGGUUGGGGCUGAUGGAAGCUGUAGCCCCAAACAUCUGGAUUUGGCAGAGGCUGUCUCAUCUAAGCAUCUUCCAAAUGAGCCACUUUUUGGAGGCUGUAAUGCCUGCGAAUACCAGUUGCUGGAAACUCCAGGAAGGGAGAAGAAGGCUCUUGUGCUCAGGACCUGGUCCUGCUUGGGGUUUCCCAAAGGCUAGUUGUCCACUAUCAGAACACUGGACUAGAUGGACCAUGGGCCGGAGCCAGUAGCUGGGCUCUUCUGAUGUUUUGUGGAACUUCCAGCUCCAGUGGCAGUCUAUCUAGAUUCCUAUGUUCUUAGGGGCAUUUAGUCACUGCUGGACUAGAUGGGCCCCUGGCCUGAUCCGGCAGGGUUUUUCUGAUGUCCUUAUCCUUGCGCAGGAAAAGAAAUCCCUGCCCCACCCCCUGCAAAUUAACCAUUGAUGAAUGCAAAUGCAAAACCGGCCUUUCAACACACUGACUUCACCUCCUCAAAACCGGAAAAUUUUUUUUAGAAAAAAAAAAUAAACCACACACACCCAAUUGCUCGUGGCACCUUUUCUUUUGACAGCCUUAAAAAAGCAUCGCUUGCAUUCAAAGACACGCACGCACGCUGCAUUGACUUGUGUUUAUAUAGGAUUUUGAGCACAACUUUGCGGAGGGGAUUCCCCCGCUCUGGAGCCCAGACUUCUACGUCUGUUUUCAAACAUGUUUCCAAACAUAGCCUUCUUUCUCCCUGCUUUCCCUUUUUUAAAACAAAAAAACAAAAACCAGCGAUAAUUUUAGAAGUGGGUGGUUUUUUUCCGCUGUACAUAGUGUCCUUGGCCGCUGAGGGCAACUUUACCAUUAAUGAUUCACAAACUCCCCCCCCCCUCUUUUCAAAGUUUCUUCUUUCUUUAAACAAAAACAAACCUCCUCUCCCUCUGUGCCUCUGUCCUGGCUCUCCAGUUGGUAGCUAGGAAACCCGGGCUUGGCUUGAACGCCUCAUUCCAUUGCUCCAGCAACGACCUAGCUAGCUGCAAGCUUCGAAAAUCGCUAACUCCAGAGUAGCGGCUGGAUCUUGCUGGGAACACGAGGCCAGGAAAAAAAGUGAAAACAGGUUGGAGACAGUGGCUCUGAGCCUUGAUGAAAGGGGGCACCGCCUUGAUUUUUUAAAAUAAAAAUAAAAAGUGAUUUAUGCCUAUACAAUCCUUCCUUCAGAUGGAAUGCAUUUCUAAGUUAGGUCUGAGUUUCUUCCUGGCCUCCAUGAUCUGGCUCCCUCUGCCCUUCUGCAUUCUUUGCAUAGUCAUCAAACAAUGUUUUUCGAAUUGAGGAAGAAAAGAAAAGAAUGCGGGGAGGGAGCCAAGUCACUUGGUUUGCUGAUCCCAGCCGAAGGGAGCCUGGAGCUCAGCGGGACAGAACACCUGCAUGAUCUCAGAAGGCUUCUUCAGGUAGCCCUGCGAAUGUUGCCUGUCUGGGAAACUCUGGAGAACAGUGUACAGUGUACCUCUGGUUACGUACUUAAUUCGUUCUGGAGGUCCGUUCUUAACCUGAAACUGUUCUUAACCUGAAGCACCACUUUAGCUAAUGGGGCCUCCCGCUGCUGCUGCGCCGCCGCUGCACAAUUUCUGUUCUCAUCCUGAAGCAAAGUUCUUAACCCGAGGUACUAUUUCUGGGUUAGCAGAGUCUGUAACCUGAAGCGUAUGUAACCUGAAGCGUAUGUAACCCGAGGUACCACUGUAAUAAUAAUAAUAAUAAUUUCCUAUACCCUGCCCAUCUGGCUGGGUUUCCCCAGCCACUCUGAGCGGCUCCCAACAGAAUAUUAAAAACAUGACAAAACAUCAAACAUUAAAAAGUUCCCUAAAGAGGGCUGCCUUCAGAUGCCUUCUAAAAGUCAGAUAGUUGUUUAUCCCCUUGACAUCUGAUGGGAGGGCGUUCCACAGGGCGGGUGCCACCACCGAGAAGGCCCUCUGUCCGGUUACCUGUAACCUCACUUCUCACAGUGAGGGAACCACCAGAAGCCCCUUGGAGCUGGACCUCAGUGUCCGGGCUGAACGAAGAAAAGAGCUAGAAGAAUAGAGUCCCCUCUCACGGAUGUAGCCAAACCUUUACCCCACAGAGAAGGAUGCACCUUCCUGUCUCUCACCUGGGAGCAUUCUAAGUAUAAGGCAGCUUCCUGUCGGAAAGGAGGAACGAGUGUUUUGCUUUGCACAAAGCUCUCGCCUGAGGUGUACAAUGACAGUGGACAGGCAGGUGAUCUCCUUCCACCUGCUACCUGGGAGCUUAUAAUUCACUGGAGUGCGUAAGGAUUAAACCGGUGACCUCCCUAUGCAAAGCGGAGACCCCUCCACACCACUGAGCAUCCCUUCUGAAGGCCAGUCUUGAAGGGCACAGAUGUACCUCACCAGGGAUGGACUCCCACAAACGGGGAACUACCGAUAGGGCCAGGCGGGGGGCAUUCCCAGCCCUAACGGCUCAGGACCGCAAUACCUCAAGGACCGCCUCUUUCCAAAUGAACCUACCCGGACCCUGAGAUCAUCUUCUGAGGCUCCUUCGUGUGCCUCCUCCUUGAGAGGUCCAGAGGGUGGCAACUCGAGAACGGGGCCUUCUCUGCAGUGGCUCCCUGCCUGUGGAAUGCUCUCCCCAGGGAAGUUUGCCUGGCGCCUUCAUUAUACACCUUUAGGCAACAGGCAAAAACGUUCCUUUUUAACCAGGCCUUUGGUUGAUCUGAUUACACCCUUUUAAAAUGUAGUGGUUUUUUUGUGGUGGUGGGGCUAUUGGGUUGUAGUUUUUAUUUUUCUUGUGUAUUUUGUGGUUUUAUAUCUUGAUUUUGUUCUGUGAACUGCCCUGAGACCCCCGGGUAUAGGGCGGUAUAUAAAUUCAAUUAAUAAUAAUAAUAAUAUUAAUAAUAAUAAUACAGUGGACGCUCGGGUUGUGAAUGUGAUCCGUGCGGGAUGCACGUUCGCAACCCGCAGCGUUCGCAACCCGCAGCUGUGCAUCUGCGCACGUGCAGGUUGUUAUUCAGUGCUUCUGCGCAUGUGCAAAGCACGAUUUAGUGCUUCUGCACAUGUGCGACUGCUGAAACCUGGAAGUAACCUGUUCCGGUACUUCCGGGUUUCAGCGGUCCAUAACCUGAAAAAACGCAACCUGAAGCAUCUGUAACCCGAGGUAUGACUGUAUUAAUAAUAAUAAUAAUAAAUACCUGGAGAUGCCAGUGGGACUUGGGACCUUCUACAUGUCAAGCAGGUGCCCUACCAUAGAGCCACAUCCCCUUGGCAAAAUCAGAGGGACAGAAAGUCUCAUAAACAGCCGGGGACUCCUGCUAAAAAAAAGAUCCCAGAGACCUAGAGGGGAGAGGAAGGAAAUAAUCAUGCACUUCGCAAAAUCCAUAGCUAGGCUCUUUCCACUUAAGAACAUCGGAAUGACUCUGUGUUUUCCUGAUGGAUCAAAGGUCCCGGCCGGCCAGUCGCUGUGGCAGCUCUGCUCACCCCCCCUCUCUUCUCUCUUUGCAGACGAGGGGUCCAAAGUCCCCCGACAUGAGUGACAAGAGGAACGAAUCCUGCCACGCUCUGAAAUGCAUCCCAGGUAUUCCGAUUUUGCUUUCUUUCUCAACCCUCUUUCGUGCGAUCCCAAACGUUAAAGCACAAUGCCUUGUUUAAAUGCGACUCGGUGUUGUGUAAAACACCAGGUCCUGAGGAACGGGUUGGUAUUGGGAGAUGGGGGAAUGGAGGACGACGGUGUGCUAUACAGUGAUACCUCGGGUUAAGUACUUAAUUCGUUCCGGAGGUCCGUACUUAACCUGAAGUUGUUCUUAACCUGAAGCACCACUUUACCUAAUGGGGCCUCCUGCUGGCACUGCGCCGCCGGAGCACGAUUUCUGUUCUUAUCCUGAAGCAAAGUUCUUAACCUGAAGCACUAGUUCUGGGUUAGCGGAGUCAGUAACCUGAAGCGUAUGUAACCUGAAGCAUAUGUAACCUGAGGUACCACUGUAUAGAGAUGUGGUCACCUCAGGCCCUCCGAAAAAGGAUUAUUGCAGAGCUGGGAAAAGGUUCAGAAAACCAACGAAAGGGAUCGGGGGGGGGGAGCGACUCCCCUGCGAGGAAACGGCGCUGUUUUGGGGACUUUAGAGAAAGAGGAGAGGAAAGUUUGGACGACAAGAGGCGUCCAAAACGAUAUGUGGCUUGGAGAGAGCAAACAGAGAAUUUUUUUCCUUGCUGGACAUCCAAGGAAUGCUGGAAGAUUCAGGACAGAUUAAAGGACGCCGUUCUUCACACAGCAGAGAGUUGAACUAUGGAACUCACUGCCUCGUUGUUGUUGUUGUUGAGUCAUUUAGUCGUGUCUGACUCUUCGUGACCCCCUGGACCAGAGCACGCCAGGCCCUCCUGUCUUCCACUGCCUCCCGUGGUUUGGUCAAACUCAUGCUGGUAGCUUCGAGAACACUAUCCAACCAUCUCGUCCUCUGUCGUCCCCUUCUCCAUGUGCCCUCCAUCUUUCCCAACAUCAGGGUCUUUUCCAGGGAGUCUUCUCUUCUCAUGAGGUGGCCAAAGUCUUGGAGCCCCAGCUUCAGGAUCUGUCCUUCCAGUGAGCACUCAGGGCUGAUUUCCUUCAGAAUGGAGAGGUUUGAUCUUCUUGCAGUCCAUGGGACUCUCAAGAGUCUCCUCCAGCACCAUAAGGGUUAGAAAUAUUCAUUGAGAGGACUAUUGGUGGUUAGUAACCCUGAUGGCUGCGCUGUGCCUCCGCAGCUGUGCUUUUGUGUUGGAAUCCUGAACUGCAAGUUCCCCUCAGAAGAAGAAGAGGAGUUUGGAUUUGAUAUCCCGCUUUAUCACUACCCGAAGGAGUCUCAAAGCGGCUAACAUUCUCCUUUUCCCUUCCUCCCCCACAACAAACACUCUGUGAGGUGAGUGAGGCUAAGAAACUUCAGAGAAGUGUGACUGGCCCAAGGUCACCCAGCAGCUGCAUUUGGAGGAGCAGGGAAUCGAACCCGGUUCACCAGAUUACGAGUCUACCGCUCUUAACCACUACACCACACUGGCUCCUCAGAGGCAUCUGGUUGGCCACUGUGGAAACAGGAUUCUGGCCUGAUCCAACAGGCUCUCCUUAGUAUUUUUAAUUAUUUUCCUUAAAGAAACACGCACCGUUCUUUGGCUACGAUCCCAUGGAGAGGUAGAACUUUCACCAUGGGUGUGUAUGGAGGAAUUUGCCCUGUGUUUGUACGUUGCAGCGAGGGUUAGCCCCCACCCACCCCGCUUUGGUGUUUUUUUUUCUGAGAAAGAGAAAUAUGCUUUGUUGGGUCUUUUAUUUGAAUACAAGCUUGGGGCGACCCCCCAUGAGGGAGCCACAAAGGGUUAAGGCAGGGGUCAGCAACCUUUUUCAGCCGUGGGCCGGUCCACCGUCCCUCAGACCUUGUCGGGGUCGGACUAUACUUUGGAGAAAUAAAAAGAACGAAUUCCUAUGCCCCACAAAUAACCCAGAGAUGCAUUUUAAAUAAAAGCAGGCAUUCUAUUCAUGUAAAAACACGCAGAUUCCCGGACCAUCCGCGGGUCGGAUUGGGAAGGUGAUUGGGCCUUAGGUUGCCUACCUGUGUUCUUAAACAGGGGUCAGCAAACUUUUCCAGCAGGGGGCCGGUCCACUGUCCCUCAGACUGUGUAAAGAUGAGAGGCAGUGUGGUGUAAUGGUUAGAGUGUCGAACCAGGAGCUGGGAGAGGCCAAGUUUCAAAUCCUCACCCAGUCAUGAAGCAUGCUGGGCGUGACUUCAGGCCAGACUCUGCUUCUCUCAACCUAACCUACCUCUCAGGGUUGCUGUGAGGAUUAAAUGAGGUUGGGGUGGGGGCAGAACCAUCCUGAGCUCCUUGGAAGAAAAGGUGGGGUUUAAACGGAACAGAUAAAUAAUAAUGAAUAGACAAUCCAGCCGAGUAUUUGCAUUGUGCUAAAAUGAGCUUUCAGCUGUGUACAAAAAUAGCAAUACUCGAGAGCGUCAGUAAAACACGUUUCAAGCCAUAGUCUAUUUCGAGUUCUGACAGGCGAUGGCUGAUUCCUUUGUGGGGUGGGCAGUGGGAUACAAUGUUUUAUAUUAUUGGAUUCCAGUUUGUAUGUUUAAGUGCACUUUGUCUUUCUGGGAAGAGCUGGGAGCUGUUGCGAUUCUUCCAGCUCGAUGAGUCUUCCUUCAUAAGGGGGUGGGAAGUGCUUUCCAAAUGCGUUUCGGUAUGCAAAACAAGCUGAAACUUGUAUUAGCACAAGACGGGAGCUAUUUGGAUAUCAUUUGUGUGUGUUUUUAAAAAGAGUGGACAUGUUAGAAGAUGCCUCGCAGGCCUGGAGAGAGUUUGUUAUUAUCGCUUCUGAUGCUGAGGAGCGAAUUACCGUAUUUUUUGCUCUAUAAGACUCACUUUUUCCCUCCUAAAAAGUAAGGGGAAAUGUGUGUGUGUCUGAUGGAGCGAAUGCAGGCUGCGCAGCUAUCCCAGAAGCCAGAACAGCAAGAGGGAUUGCUGCUUUCACAUCCCUCUUGCUGUUCUGGCUUCUGAGAUUCAGAAUAUUUUUUUCUUGUUUUCCUCCUCCAAAAACUAGGUGUGUCUUGUGGUCUCGUGCGUCUUAUAGAGCGAAAAAUACGGCAGGUAGAAAGUGGGCCACUGAACUUGCCAUACGGCAGUGAUAAAAGCCCUAGAGCAGGCAUAGGCAAACUCCGGCCCCCCAGAUGUUUUGAGACUACAACUCCCAUCAUCCCUGACCACUGGUCCUGUUAGCUAGGGAUGAUGGGAAUUGUAGUUCCAAAACACCUGGAGGGCUGGAGUUUGUCUCUGCCUGCCCUAGAGUGUGUAUCUGAAGAAGCGUGCAUGCACACGAAAGCUCAUACCAGUAACAAACUUAGUUGGUUUUUAAGGUGCUACUGGAAGGGAUUUUUAAAUUUUGUUCCAAAAGUCCUAGAGGUUAGGCGAGGAGACACCCAGGGAAAAAAGGUGGGCAGGCACCUCUUUGCAGUAGAAGAGAUUUUCUUUCACUCUUUCUUUGCAGAGGCAGGCUUGCUUAUGGCACCCAGGACUUAUUUAUCUAUCACAUUUAUAUUCCACUUUUUCCUCCAAGGAGCUCAGGGUGGCAGACAUGGCUCUCCCCACUAUUAUUUAAUCCCCACAACAGCCCUAUGAGGUAGGUUAGGCUGAGGGGCCUAGUUGGGGGGAUUCGAACCCUGGUCUCUCCAAGGUCCGAGUUGAACACAUUAACCCAUGGGUAGGCAAACUAAGGCCCAGGGGCCAGAUCCGGCCCAAUCGCCUUCUAAAUCUGGCCCGCAUACGGUCCGAGAAUCAGCGUUUUUUUACAUGAGUAGAAUGUGUCCUUUUAUUUAAAAUGCAUCUCUGGGUUAUUUGUGGGGCAUAGGAAUUCGUUCAUCCCCCCCCCCAAAAGAAUAUAGUCCGCCCCCCCAAGGUCUGAGGGACAGUGGACCGGCCCCCUGCUAAAAAUGUUUGCUGACCCCUGCAUUAACCACUAGGAAUGGAUGUCUGCAGGUGUGUUUGUGGAAGGGGGAACCAGAAUGUCAGUAUUUUGUGGGAGGAACUCGAGCGUGUUCUGGAAAGGCAGAUUUGCACUGUUGAAGUCACACAAAAACAUUUACCGUAUUUUUUGCUCUAUAAGACUCACUUUUUCCCUCCUAAAAAGUAAGGGUAAAUGUGUGUGCGUCUGAUGGAGCGAAUGCAGGCUGCGCAGCUAUCCCAGAAGCCAGAACAGCAAGAGGGAUCGCUGCUUUCACUGCGCAGCGAUCCCUCUUGCUGUUCUGGCUUCUGAGAUUCAGAAUAUUUUUUUUCUUGUUUUCCUCCUCCAAAAACUAGGUGCGUCUUAUGGUCUGGUGCGUCUUAUAGAGCGAAAAAUACGGUAACUAGCGGGGAAGGAGAAACUUGUUUUGUCUUCCCCGCGUACCUUUUUAGAGGCGAGAGAGGGAGGGAAGUGUUUGCGUGGCAAAUGAUUAACCAGAGUGGGACCUUAGUAGAAAAAGGGCAGCCAGCCUGGCGUCUCUGAAGCAGUCGGAGCUUUGCUCUCAGUGAGGGAGUCCUGCCUGCCCUUGUUGCUUGGACACCUGGGGGUUGUAGCAGCCCUAGAGGGCAAACACUGGGUGCUUUCCUGCUUGGCAAAGGCUUUGCAUGGCGACUGGGAACCUGGCCAGGGGAACAGGAAGGAGGAGCAAGGCGAGAGGGGGAACUUCCAGAACAGGAUGCACAUGGGCCACUUUGUCACCCCCAGAAAUCCCCCACGCGUGCUCCCAGCACCUCCUGAUUUUUUUAAAAAAUAAAGAAUGUGAAUCUUUAUUUUUGCCUUGCUGUUUAGUUGGAUGGAUUGCCUACUUUUGGGGAAAUGCUGCCUGCUCGGGUUUUUUUCCCUCGGUCUACGUUUUAUUUGGAGUGUGUGGACAUAUGAACGGUCUUCUGGAUCAUGAUGCCUGUGAGGAACCUGCAAGAUGGAUCAGAGCCCAAGGUCACUUUGCUCUCCUGAGGUUUCCGGCAACUUGGAUUCAGAAGCACCGUGGAGGCAGAGCAAAGCCACUGCGGCUAGUAGCUGAGUUAGAAAGGACCACGAGCAUCUGGUCCAUGAAUUUGGCCAGUCCUUUUUUAAAGCCAUCACUUUUGGUGGCCAACAGGGCAGGGCGUUCCAUAGCUUAGCUAUGCAUUCAUGUAUAAGUAGGAAUUUUGCCUUUUGGGGGGGACAUUCUGAGCACCACCAGUUUUUCUUCUGUGAAAUGGGUACAGCGGACGCUUGGGUUGCGAACGUGAUCCGUGCGGGAUGCACGUUCGCAACCUGCAGCGGUGAAACUGUGCUGGUUGCGAUUCGGCGCUUCUGCGCAUGCGCAACCACCGAAACCCGGAAGUAACCCAUUACAGUACUUCUGGGUUUUGGCGCUCCGUAACCCGGAAAAUGCAACCUGAAGCAUCUGUAACCCGAGGUAUGACUGUAUUUCUGGAUGCCAGUGACAACUCUCUUAGAUUUCCAUAUGUGCCCCCCCCCCAGACCAAAAGGGCAGGGCUUUCCAUAGCUUAACUAUGCAUUCAUGUAUAAGUAGGAAUUUUGCCUUUUGGGAGCAACAUUCUGAGCACCACCAGUUUUUCUUCUGUGAAAUGGGUACAGUGGUACCUCAGGUUAAGUACUUAAUUCGUUCCGGAGGUCCGUUCUUAACCUGAAACUGUUCUUAACCUGAAGCACCACUUUAGCUAAUGGGGCCUCCUGCUGCUGCCGUACCGCCGGAGCAUGAUUUCUGUUCUUAUCCUGAAGCAAAGUUCUUAACCCGAGGUAAUAUUUCUGGGUUAGCGGAGUCUGUAACCUGAAGCGUAUGUAACCCGAAGCGUAUGUAACCCGAGGUACCACUGUAUUUCCAGAUGCCAGUGACAACUCUCUUAGAUUUCCAGGUAUGCCCCUUCCCCCAGACCAAAAGGUCUAGGUACACACACACACACACACAAGCUUCUCUCUCCUUUUCUCUUCUCCAGGAGUUUCUGAAAGCUUCCUGUGCAAGCUCCCAUUGCAAGGUGUUUCUCCCAAGUCCCCUUCACUGUGAAUUAAUUCUUUCCUGCAGGCGAAUAUAUCCGAGAAGAGGCAGCUCACGUGCGGAAAAGCAUCCCUUCCCAAGAUGGAGAAGCGACCUACAUCCCAGGCACCCUCUACUGCACCAACCUGAGAGUGGCUUUCUUACCAGACCCGUCUCCAAACACAGAGGUGAGUUACCCACUGGGUUUCUGCAACGCUGCCUUGUCCAGAAAAGAAGUGGGUACCUUCUUCAAAGCAAGUCAGACCAUUGGUCUUAUCAUAGAACCCUUCCCUUAAAAACAAGGCAAGAUUCCAGACCUUAAGAUUUGGGGGGGGGGGAAGGGAACUUAAUUUAAAUUGGAACGGCCUUAUACUGACAAUCAGUGCAUCUAGUUCAGGACUGCCUGCACUGGCUGGCAGCAGCUGCCCCUGGUUUCAGGGAGGAGAUUUCCCUAGACCUUCAUGGAAAUGCCACUAAGUUUAAAAUAAUGCUAAGAUUCUAGUCCUCAUGGUUUGGAAUCAAGGGCUGACUUAGGAAGCUGCCUUCUACCGAAUCAGACUCCUCUGGUCCAUCAAGCUCAGUACCGUAUACACUGACUGGCAGCAGCGGCUUUCCAGGAUUUUACCUAGAGAUGCCUUCAGGGACUGAACCUUCUGCUUGCAAGGCAGGUGUCCCACCACCAGGCUACAGUUCUUUCCCUUAAACAGUUUCCACUGAUUCUGGAAUAAAAUGCCAUAGCCUGAGUCAGACGACUGGCCCAUCUAGCUAGAUAUUGCCCACACUGGCUGGCAGCAGCUCUCUGGGGUUUGAGGCAGGGUUUCUCCCCUAGCCCAAUCUGGAGAUGCCAGGGAUGACUGAACCUGGGACCUUCUGCUUGCAAGGGGACUGCUCCCUUCCCAAAAUGAAGGCGUGCUAGGUGCCGUAAACCCAGCUGAGAGCAAUUCCUCUCUUUUUCUCCAGGAUUGUUCCUGCCAAACUUUCAUGCACAGCGACUACGACGUUGCCCUCCCUUGCAUUGGGAGACUGCUCGCCGGUAAGGUUAAGAGGGCUGCCUUAAAUCAUCUCCUUCCGCCCUUGAUUGUAAGCCCCUCGGGGCAGAGACCUCUGAUCUUGCUGUAACCCCUGUAACUCCUUUCCCCUGUAGUUAACACAUGGCUUCUGCUUUUCUUAUUCUCCAAGUCAACAGCUUCACCAAGGCUAAAGUGCUCACCAGUACCUCGACCCUGAAAUUCAUCCCAGAGGAGCUGAUCAUCUGCUGCCGGGAUUUCCGGGUGCUGCGGUUCCGGUUCCACGACAGCGGCUUGGAGCCUCAGGCCUUCCGGGUGAGUCGCGGGAAGGGGGGAGACACAGAAUUAAGCAGUGGCAUAAUCCAUCAACUUGAUCUGCCAUUCUUCUCUGCUAGGGACUUUAUCUUCUUUCCAUCUCUGGGCCAGUAACAUCCACGCAGCUGUGGUCGCAUACAUAAAUAGUCUUUUCUGCUCCCUUGGGAUUUCAGCAUCUAGAAUUUCUAAAAGGAAGGCUUCAGGGGUUUUUUUUUUAACAAAAGGUUAUUUUAAACAUUCCCCCCCCCCCAACUCAUUAUAUAUCAUUUCCCAGAAUUCUUUUACUACUUUACAUUUCCACCACAUAUGAUAAAAGGUGCCUAAUAUGUGCGUAUAUAUAUGUGUGCAUUUGUGUUUUAAAGAAACUAGCCAACUGUACAAAGGUAAAAUAUGCAGAAAUGGCUCUGGCUGCUUUUGCCUCUGACCCUGCCCACCUCUGGAAUACGGCCCCUAGAAGCUUGCCCAGAAGGGAGUAUGGCCCUCUGCUGGGCUUAACCCUCUCCCUGCCAUGCUGUUCCAGGUCUCGAUGGCUAUCGCUCAAGCUCACGAGAGCAGCACCAGGGAUGGCUCCUACGAAGAUGCCGCCCUGAAGAACUUGGGUGAGUCCAGCUGGCCGAGGGGGAGGGAGACGCUGGCUGCCUUGAGGGUCAAUCGAUCCUUAUGCCUCUUUUGCCACUGCAGGGACCGGCCGGCUGAAUCAGGAGGAGGAGGUGCUGGAGGAGGAAGAGGAGAAGAAGGAGGACGGGUCCCCAACCCUCUUGUUCCAGACCCUCCGGGACUGGGAGAAGGAGCUGCAGAGAAUCGGGGCCGCGGGUUGGCGCGUCAGCCCUGUCAAUGAGCGCUUUGACAUGUCCACCAGGUGUAAUAUAUGGCCUAUGGGGUUGGUUUUCUGGGAAGAAGGAGGUGGUGGGGAGGGACCCUAAAUUGUACUGAGCCAGGUGUCACAAGGGGGUGUGUGACUCUGUUUUAAGGCAGCUCCCUGUGUCCCAACUUGAAUUGGUGCUUUCUUCUGAGGACUAGGAUUCUAGAACGGUAGGAUGUGCAGUCACCGUAGCAGUCAAGUACAACGUUUCCUGUUUGCCCAGAGUGGACACACAGGGGGAUGUUACUCCAGCCAGGAGGACUUCCUGUCACACCUGUCUGGAACAUCCUCCCCCUGCGUGUGACCAGGGAGACCCCAUAAAAGGGCUGGUCAUGCAACCACCUUCCAUUCUCCAUGCUGCUCCUUCUCUUGUCCUUCCUUCUCUUGGUGUUAUUUUGCUGUUUGCCGGCUCUCAGCCAGCAGCACAUGGGCUCAGUCCCCCUAAGGGAUGAACCCACACUCUCUUCUGUAACUACAAGCUAAAGCCUGCCUUCAGGGACCCUACUGUGAACUGAAUGCGAGUAAACUUCUUAUUACUUUUAAUAGAAGACUGUUGUCUCUUUAUUCUUUUAAGAGGGAAUUGAAGGGGUCCCUGUUCCUGCCAACCUAGCAGUUCGAAAGCACGUCAAAGUGCAAGUAGAUAAAUAGGUACCGCUCCAGCGGGAAGGUAAACGGUGUUUCCGUGUGCUGCUCUGGUUCGCCAGAAGCAGCUUAGUCAUGCUGGCCACAUGACCCGGAAGCUGUACACCGGCUCCCUCGGCCAGUAAAGCGAGAUGAGCACCGCAACCCCAGAGUCGGUCACGACUGGACCUAAUGGUCAGGGAUCCCUUUACCUUUUUAAAGGGGAAUUUACCAGGAACAAAUCCAAUCUGGACAAGCCAGACUGGAUUGCUUAACUCAAGAGAUUCAGACGAAUCUACCAACUAGCCUUCUGCAACGUACAGGGGAAUGUACUCUGCUACUAGCUCGCCAGCGUGAGUGAGGAAGGAUAAUAUUUAAUCAAUAUAUCCUCCCCUACUACCCACAACAUUCCCACAAGAACUAGAAUCUUAAUUUAUGCAUAGGACAAGGGUCACAGCUCCAUGAUAGAACAUGUGUUUCGCAUGCAGAAUGGGCCCAACGACAUUUCCAGGUAGGGCUGGGAAUGAUUGCUGCUCAUCAGCCUAGAUAAGACUGAAAGAGAGGAACUCAAAUGGUUUGGCUCUGUAAAAGGCUGCCUCCUCUUUCCCCUCCUCUGUCUGCUUCCUCUCUCUGCAGCCUCCCCCAAUACUUGUGGGUGCCCAGUUGGUUUCUGGACAAUGAGCUGAAGAGGGCCUUUGUCCAUUUCAAUGAAAGACGCAUCCCGGUGAGCAACCUGAGCAUGCUUGGCUUGGGUGGGUCCGGUGGGUGUGUCUUAAAUGGCGUACAUUGACUCCCAACCCCCAAAUCCAGCAAAUCCAUCACAAGGAAUCCCAUUCAGCUCCUUCCCUCUUCCGUCCCUCAGAGGCUGUGCUGGCAUCACCCGGCAGGCAGCGAUCUCCUUCGAGCGGCCAGUUUCCACCCUGAUUCAGACCCAGAGAAGGAAGACAUGAGGUACGUUGCUGGGGGGGGGGGCGAUUGAAGAGAAGGGGGGCUGUGGGAAAGACGGGGGUCCCUGCCCUCAAAAGCGCUUCCAGUCUUGGGGAAUUUCCAGGCCACUUUUAUUUUUUUAUUACACCUGUCCACACUCUUGCCAUUUUAAACACCACCUCGGAAGGUUUCUGACUCCACCUCUCAGAGAUUAUUUAGCUGUCAUCUCUGUACUGCAGCAAAGGGGUUGUGCUAGAUGGCCUCUGAGGGACCUUUUCAAUUCUACAAAUCUAUGAUUCUAUAUCAGGGGUAGGCAACCUAAGGCUUAGGGGCUGGAUGCAGCCCAAUCGCCUUCUCAAUCCGGCCCACGGAUGAUCCGGGAAUCAGCAUGUUUUUACAUGAGUAGAAUGUGUGCUUUUAUUUAAAAAGCAUCUCUGGGUUAUUUGUGGGGCCUGCCUGGUGUUUUUACAUGAGUAGAAUGUGUGCUUUUGAUUAAAAUGCAUCUCUGGGGUAUUUGUGGGGAUAGGAAUUUGUUCAUUCCCCCCCCCCAAAAAAUAGUCCAGCCCCCCACAUGGUCUGAGGGACAGUGGACCGGCCCCCUGCUGAAAAAGGGGCCCCCUGUUCUAUAUACAAGGGGAAAGGGACAGGGAGGGAAGAGGAAAAACUCAAGCUCAGCCCUCAGUUCUUAGAAAGUACAGCGGUACUUCGGGUUACAUACGCUUCAGGUUACAGACUCCGCUAACCCAGAAAUAGUACCUCGGGUUAAGAACUUUGCUUCAGGAUGAGAACAGAAAUCGUGCGGCAGCAGUGGGAGGCCCCAUUAGCUAAAGUGGUACCUCAGGUUAAGAACAGUUUCAGGUUAAGAACGGACCUCCAGAACGAAUUAAGUACUUAACCCAAGGUACCACUGUAGUUCCUUGAUAGAAAGGUGGCAGUCGAGGGAGAGGAGGCCUCUGGCGUUACUGGUUUGCCACAGCAGAGUGACAUAGGGAGCUCAGCUUCCCAUCUCUCACAUCGUAGAGGUGGGAGUUGGAAGGGACACCAAGGGCCAUCUAGUCCAACCCCCUGCAAUGCCGGAACCACAGCUAACCCUAAGCCACUAAAGCAUAUAUUUCUUAAAGGUGAGAUUCAAACUUGUAUCAGUUUGCUGGAAGCUCAGCUUUGCCUCCCUCAUCUCUCUCUUUCUGCAGAUCAGUGGAAACUCUGAUGCUCGCUGGCCACCCCCAAUGUGUGAUCGUCGAGGUGACGGCAGACCUCCCCAGCCCCCCGGAGAUCCAGCAGUCCUACUCCAAGCUCUGGAACCUGAGCCUCUGCAUGGCUGGUGAGAAGAGGAAAUCGCAGUGGGGCCGCCCUCUCGACAGGGGGCGCUCUUGAGUUAGGGAAAGGGCUGGAGCUCUGGAAGAGCACACAGCUUUGAACAUAGGAAGAUACCUGCAGCUAAAUCAGGCCAAUAACCCACCUUGCCCAGCAGCCUGUGCCCACAGCGACCAGCCAGGUGCCCCAGAAGGAAACCCACAAGCAGGACCCCCAAGUACAAGAGCAACUCCCCCCUUCUUCAGAAGCAUUGCUGCUGUUUCCGAGCACAAUUCAAAGUGUUGGUGCUGACCUUUAAAGCCCUAAACGGCCUCGGCCCAGUAUACCUGAAGGAGCAUCUCCACCCCCAUUGUUCAGCCCGGACACCGAGGUCCAGCUCCAAGGGCCUUCUGGCAGUUCCCUCCCUGUGAGAAGCCAAGUUACAGGGAACCAGGCAGAGGGCCUUCUUGGUGGUGGCGCCCGCCCUGUGGAACGCCCUCCCUUCAGAUGUCAAAGAGAAAAAUAACUACCAAACUUUUAGAAGACAUCUAAAGGCAGCCCUGUUUGGGGAAGCUUUUAAUGUUUGACAGACUAUUGUAUUUUAGUGUUUUGUUGGAAGCCGCCCAGAGUGACUGGGGAAACCCAGGCAGAUGGCUGACUGACCGAACCCAAAGGGUGCUCAUCAAUGGUUCCUCUUCAUCCUGGAGAAGAGUGACUAGUGGGGUGCCACAGGGUUCUGUCUUGGGCCCGGUCUUAUUCAACAUCUUUAUCAAUCACUUGGAUGAUGGACUCAAGGGCAUCCUGAUCAAAUUUGCAGAUGACACCAAACUGGGGGGGUGGCUAACACCCCAGAGGACAGGAUCACACUUCAAAACGACCUUGACAGAUUAGAGAACUGGGCAAAAACAAACAAGAUGAAUUUUAACAGGGAGAAAUGUAAAGUAUUGCACUUGGGCAAAAAAAAUGAGAGGCACAAAUACAAGAACCGACACACCAGGCUUGAGAGCAGAACAACAGAAAAGGAUCUAGGAGACUUGGAUGACCACAAACAUCACAUGAGCCAACAGUGUGACGCGGCAGCUAAAAAGCCAAUGCAAUUCUGGGCUGCAUCAAUAGGAGUAUAGCAUCUAGAUCAAGGGAAGUAAUAGUGCCACUGUAUUCUGCUCUGGUCAGACCUCACCUGGAGUACUGUGUCCAGUUCUGGGCACCACAGUUCAAGAAGGACACUGACAAACUGGAACGUGUCCAGAAGAGGGCAACCAAAAUGGUCAAAGGCCUGGAAACGAUGCCUUAUGAGGAACGGCUAAGGGAGCUGGGCAUGUUUAGCCUGGAGAAGAGGAGGUUAAGGGGUGAUAUGAUAGCCAUGUUCAAAUAUAUAAAAGGAUGUCACAUAGAGGAGGGAGAAAGGUUGUUUUCUGCUGCUCCAGAGAAGCGGACACGGAGCAAUGGAUCCAAACUACAAGAAAGAAGAUUCCACCUAAACAUUAGGAAGAACUUCCUGACAGUAAGAGCUGUUCGACAGUGGAAUUUGCUGCCAAGGAGUGUGGUGGAGUCUCCUUCUUUGGAGGUCUUUAAGCAGAGGCUUGACAACCAUAUGUCAGGAGUGCUCUGAUGGUGUUUCCUGCUUGGCAGGGGGUUGGACUCGAUGGCCCUUGUGGUCUCUUCCAACUCUAUGAUUCUAUGAGAUGGGCGGGGUAUAAAUAAUAAAUUAUUAUUAUUAUUAUUAUUAUUAUUAUUAUUAUUAUUAUAUGGCCAUGGAGACAGAGCAAGCCACUGUGGCUGGUUAGUCCAAUCCUCUUUUAACACCACCCAAGUUUCAAAGCCAGCACUGGCUCCUGUGGCAGUGAGUUCCGUAGUUUGUCCACGUGGUGCACAAAGAGGUACUUUCUUUUACCUAAUAGUAAUAAUAAUAAUUUAUACCCCGCCCAUCUGGCUGGGUUUCUCCAGCCACUCUGGGAGGCUUCCAACAGAAUGUUAAAAUACAACAACCUAUUAAACAUUAAAAGCUUCGCUAAAGAGGGCUGCCUUCAGAUGUCUUCUAAAAGUCUGGUAGUUGUUUUUCUCUCCACAGGGCUUUCCACAGGGCGGGUGCCACUACCGAGAAGGCCCUCUGCCUGGUUCCCUGUAACUUAUCUUCCAAGAAAGACUGGAAGGGCCCAGGAGAGGCAGAUUUAGGGGAACACAACCCGUGCGCAUGAGGCCUCGGGGGGUGCUGCAGGGGAUGCUACAACUAUUAGCGUGGAGCGUGAGAGGUGGUGGUGAGGCGCCCAUUGUUUUUUGCACUGCACAGGGUACUGCAGAAAUUUGACCUGGGGGGUCCGAUGCCUGAAGGCAUUUCCAAGCAGGGCCAGAAAGGACUCCUAGUCUGGAAGCCCAGAGAGCCUCUGCCAGUCAGUUGUUGACAAGACUGAGCUAGAUGCAGCACUCAGCAGAAGGGUUACGUUCUCCGAGCUGCACAGGUGGCAGAAAACCUGUCCAAGACAUUGAUGUGAGCUUCAAACCUGGGUCAAACCACACAGAGCGUACCAAUUGAGCCAAGGAGAGGGGAUCAUAAGGAGUCUCUCCCCCUGCCGACCACCAGUUUUAGAUAGUACAGUGGUAAAAAAAGGGUAAAGGGACCCCUGACCAUUAGGUCCAGUCGUGACUGGCUCUGGGGUUGCGGCGCUCAUCUCACUUUACUGGCCGAGGGAGCCGGCGUACAGCUUCUGGGUAAUGUGACCAGCAGGACUAAGCCGCUUCUGGCGAACCAGAGCAGCACACGGAAAUGCCAUUUACCUUCCCACCGGAGUGGUACCUAUUUAUCUACUUGCACUGGCAUGCUUUCGAACUGCUAGGUUGGCAGGAGCAGGGACCGAGCAAUGGGGGCUCACCCCGUCGCGGGGAUUCGAACCGCCAACCUUCUGAUCGGCAAGUCCUAGGCUCUGUGGUUUAACCCACAGCGCCACCCGCGUCCCACAGCGCCACCCGAGUACAGUGGUACCUCGGGUUAAGUACUUAAUUUGUUCUGGAGGUCCGUUCUUAACCUGAAGCACCACUUUAGCUAAUGGGGCCUCCUGCUGCUGCCGCUGCACCACCGGAGCACGAUUUCUGUUCUCAUCCAGAAGCAAAGUCCUUAACCUGAAGCACUAUUUCUGGGUUAGCAGAGUCUGUAACCUGAAGCCUAUGUAACCUGAAGUGUAUGUAACCCGAGGUACCACUGUACCUGGAGAGGUGUUGAGAUGAACACCUCUGUACAAACCAGCCCUUAUUCUCUCCCAGAGAGAUUCUACUGGGCUACGCGUUAAUCCCUCUGUGGACAUUCCUGAUGCGUCUCCAGAAUGCUUCAUGACUCACAGGGUGGAGAGGAAUCUUCCUGCCCUCCAGAGGCCACAAAUGAGGAAUCGGAAUAAAAAUAACACAAGAUAUUUAUUUUUUAUUUUUGUGCAGCUGCCUCGAAACUGGCGGCUGACUGUUCCAGACCUCCGCUGGGGAUCCUAUUUUUGGAGGAACGGCGCAGCUGGUUUCCGAAGGAUUUUGAAGCCUGGCGCUCUAUUCUUAGCCCUUCGGAUUAGGUUGCCCAAAAGACAAAAUAAUAAUUAAAAAGGCGGAAUUCGCUCACACGAGAGGAAGGGGUGGCCAUCGACCUGGGUAGUUUUAAAGAGGAUAAGGCAAAUUCAGUGGUUGCUAGCUGUGAUGGCUACGUCCUGCCCCCAUUGUUGGAGGCAGUACAGUCAUACCUUGGUUGACGAACGCCUUAGCAGUCGAACGUUUUGGCUCCCGACCGCCGCAAACCUGGAAGUGAGUGUUCCAGUUUGAGAACUUUCUUUGGGAAGCUGAACAUCUGGCAGGGCUGCAAAGAGAACAACAACUACCAGACUUCUAGAAGACAUCUUAAGGCAGCCCUGUUUAGGGAAGCUUUUAAUGUUUGAUGCAUAACUGUAUUUUAAUAUUUUGUUGGAAGCCGUCCAGAGUGGCUGGGGAAGCCCAGCCAGAUGGGCAGGAUAUAAAUAAUAAAUUAUUAUUAUUAUUAUUAUUAUUAUUAUUAUUAUUAUUCCACAGCUUCCAAUUGGCUGCAGGAAGCUGCACCUUGGAAGUUGAACGGACUUCUGGAAUGGAUUCUGUUUGGCUUCCUAGGUACGACUGUAAAUGCCUCUGAAUUUUACUGGCAGUCACUGGUGGGGGGUUCGCUGUAGCUCUCAGGUCCUGCUUGGUCUUACUGCUGGAGAGGAGAACAGCUCUUGCGUUCAGUGCCUGCUUGAAUGUUUCCCUUUAGGGCACUUGGUUGGCCACUGUGAGAACACGGUGCUGGGCUUGACAUGUCCCCUUUGGCCUCAUCCGGCAGCCAAGCUCUUCUGGUGAUUCUAAGGCACACUGAUAAAAGUCUGUGUUCUGUUUUUGCACAACACGGAGCCCUUUCCUGUGUGCUCUUGAUUCCCCUUCUAGAUUCCUUCGUCUCGUCCUCCGAUGAGAAGUGGCUCUCAAGCCUCGAAGGGACACGGUGGCUGGAUCACGUGAGGUGAGCUGCGUCUCUUGCCACCCCCUCAGCCGGUCCCUCUGGCUACAGUGAGGACAGGCUCCCAUCUCUGUCUCCCCUUCUCUCUGUCUGAAGAGGCUCGGACGAAUUUGUAGUGGUGGAAGGCGACUGAAGGCUGCUCGCCGUGAUGGCCACGCUCCUCAGGUUGGAGUCAGAAAUGCUUUUCUGAAUGCUGGCUGCUGGGCACCGCAGGAUGGAGAAUCACUGUUGUAUUUGGGUCCUGUUUGUGGGCUUAUCAUUGGGGCAUCUGGUUGGCCCCUGGGGGAACAGGAGGGUGAACAAGAUGGGCCCCCUUUGGCCUGAUCCUGCAGGCUCUUCUUGUGUCCUUUAUUGCAGCAGGCUUCCUCCUUCUUUCUAGGGUGUGCUUGAAGAAGGCCAGUGAAGUGGCUGUGCUGCUGGCUGAGAGAAGCCGCUCUGUCCUCCUCCAAGGUAAAGAGAGGGUUUCUUUCCUCUGUGUUUCUUCUGCAGAGGGGAUCCACUGCAGGAUGUACAGUGUCCCCAAUGGGACAUUCUUCCAAUGACAGUGAGAUGGACCAACUCUGGUCUGCCCGCCCCCAGCCUCGGUGACUCCUGGUCACCUUGGAGUCUCCAUCACCCUGAAGCUAUCCUUUCUCACCCUCCAUUCAUUCCCCCCUCCCAGAAUCGGAUGACAGGGACUUGAAUUGCUUGCUGGCCUCCUUGGUGCAAGUCAUUUCAGACCCACACGCCAGAACCAUCUCCGGCUUCCAGAGCCUGGUCCAGAAAGAGUGGGUGGCGACCGGGCACCCGUUCCUGCAGCGCCUGAACCUCCUCCAGAAAAAUGACCGGGAUGAGGUGAGUUGGACCCCUGAAAAUGGGAUGACCCCUGCAUUUAACGGUGAUUCUGGCACUGCAAUGGGGGUGGUGGAAUUGUUGACCCUGGGGGUUCCUUCCAACCCUACAAUUUAUGAUUGAGGGCUAUCAGAAGCUCUUUCGUACUGAGUCAGAGCACCGGUCCAUCUAGUUCAGUAUUGUCUACACUGAGGGCCAUCGAAUCUCCAGGAUUUCAGACCAGGGAGUCUCUCUCCAGUCCUAUCCUGAGAUGCCAUUGGGGAAUGAACCUCAACAAACCUAAAAGCAGCUUACCAAAAACAUUGUUGUUUAGUCAUUUAGUCGUGUCCGACUCUUCGUGACCCCCUGGACCAGAGCACGCCAGGCACUCCUGUCUUCCACUGCCUCCCACAGUUUGGUCAAACUCAUGUUAGUAGCUUCGAGAACACUGUCCAACAAUCUCGUCCUCUGUCGUCCCCUUCUCCUUGUGCCCUCCAUCUUUCCCAACAUCAGGGUCUUUUCCAGGGAGUCUUCUCUUCUCAUGAGGUGGCCAAAGUCUUGGAGUCUCAGCUUCAGGAUUUGUCCUUCCAGUGAGCACUCAGGGCUGAUUUCCUUCAGAAUGGAUAGGUUUGAUCUUCUUGCAGUCCAUGGGACUCUCAAGAGUCUCCUCCAGCACCAAAAACAUAAAACAAUAAUAGUAUCAGUAAGAUAUGUUGUUGGCAUCUGUUUGUCCAGUGAGACGAUGGAGUGCAUCUCCAGGGAUGAAGUCUAACUGCUGUGUUAGCAGCGCCAGUGACCUCCCUGGGGUAUAAACAUGGGCAAUGUGCCUGGUGGUGCCCAGACAAGACCCCCCCCCUCAGGCUCGCUGAUGUGGUCCCAAGGUAAUCAGAGCAAGAUGUUUGGCACCAGCUGGGCUGCAGGACAUGCCAGAAGGAGGUGUACGAGGUGCCAUCCAACCAUCCUAGGGACUGGAUUUGUGUAGGGUUUACUCCUUAGCAUUUUCUUCUCCUGAAGAUAUCCCAAAAGGCAGCAGAGGUUUAGGAUCAGAGUUUUGCUUCUCCUGGAUGGGCUACCUCCCCAGGUGGAAGACCCCCAUCUGCCCCUCACUUCAGUCCACAGAAUGUGCAGAAACCGCCGUCUUGACCGUUGGACCCACUACUGGUCUCGUCCACUCAAUCUCUUUGCACACAAGGGAAGUCCCUUAACUCACCCAAGGGUUUGAGUCCCAUCCGCUACCCUCACCUGGUCUAGCAACAAUGAUCUGAAACUUUCAUAGUUAGAAUAACAAAAGCCUAAAAACAGAUCAACACUUUCUAAGCAGAUGGGUAAAAAGGUAAAGGUAAAGGGACCCCUGACCAUUAGGUCCAGUUCCGGACGACUCUGGGGUUGCAGCGCUCAUCUCGCUUUAUUGGCCGAGGGAGCUGGCGUACAGCUUCCGGGUCAUGUGGCCAGCAUGACUAAGCCGUUUCUGGCGAACCAGAGCAGUGCACGGAAACACCGUUUUCCUUCCCGCUGGAGCGGUACCUAUUUAUCUACUUGCACUUUGACGUGCUUUCGAACUGCUAGGUUGGCAGAAGCAGGGACCGGCCAACGGGAGCUCACCCUGUUGCAGGGAUUCGAACCACCAGCCUUCAGAUUGGCAAGUCCUAGGCUCUGUGGUUUAACCCACAGCGCCACCCGCGUCCCCAAACAGCUGGGUAGGCUGCCUAAACAAGAGCAUUUUUAGCAGGAGCCAAAAAGAGUGCAGCAAAGGUGCCCUUGCCUGGUGUCCAUAGGCAGGGAGUUCCAAAGUGUAGGUGCUGCGACACUUUCUCUCUCUCUCUCUCUCUCUCUCUCUCUCUCUCUCCUUCCUUCCUUCCUUCCUUCCUUCACCACCCAUCUGGCUGGGUUUCCCAGAGUUAAAAACACGAUAAAACAUCAAGCAUAAAAAACUUCCCUGAACCUUCAGAUGUCUUCUAAAAGUCAGAUAGUUGACUUAUUUCCUUUACAUACGGUGGGAGGGCGUUCCACAGGGCGGGCGCUACCACCAAGGAGGCCCUCUGCCUGGUUUCCUGUAACCUCACUUCUCACAGUGAGGGAGCCAUCAGAAGGCCCUCGGAGCUGGACCUCAGCGUCUGGGCUGGAUGAUGGGGGUGGAGACGCUCCUUCAGGGAUACUGAAUUUGAAAGAUCAAAUUCUUACAAAACGCAGAACGGGUAUUUUGUAGCCCCUGUAAGGGCGCCCCACCAAUCAAAGUGGCCAAGUGAUGCUUUAGUGCUAUGCUGCAGACUUUGCCCUAAAAUCAAAGUAAGGUUCUGGUCCUCAUUGUUCUGAGUAAGGGUCCCAUGGAAAGAAGAACACAGAAAGUCUCAGAUGCUCCAUCCCUGACCUGAAGCCUUUCUCCGUAGAGGAGGAGAGAGAAUAAAUGUGCUCAGGGAAAAGAAAUGGGAGCAUUUCAGUCUCUUUCCCCCUUUCACCCCUUUUUGCAGUCGCCGGUCUUCCUGCUGUUCCUGGACUGCACCUGGCAGCUCUUGCAGCAGUUUCCCGGGUCCUUCCAGUUCACUGAGGCCUACCUGGUGGCUCUACACGAAAGCAGCUAUGUCCCAUUCUCCAGCACCUUCCUCUUCAACUGCCAGUGGGAGAGAGGGCGGAGAAACCAGGUGAGUUGAGCUUGGGGGAUGGGGGACGGACACCCAGCCUGGUCUGGCACUUGUGAACCUAUAUAUUUGAGCUGAUUUAUUGUAUUUCUGUGCCAUUGCAUGGAAACAGAAUGGGAUUUUUGGAAAGUAAAGCACUCCUCUCUCACCUCUUGACAGCAGCCUAGGGGCUGUAUUGCCAAACCCUGGAAAACCUUUGAUCUUAAUAAUUCGGAUUGCUGGUCCUCAAGGCUGUGAUGGCUCAGGACUUCAAUAUUUCAUUACAGUGGUACCUCGGGUUAAGCACUUAAUUUGUUCCGGAGGUCCGUUCUUAACCUGAAACUGUUCUUAACCUGAAGCACCACUUUAGCUAAUGGGGCCUCCUGCUGCUGCCGCGCCGCCGGAGCACAAUUUCUGUUCUCAUCCUGAAGCAAAGUUCUUAACCCGAGGUACUAUUUCUGGGUUAGCGGAGUCUGUAACCUGAAGCGUAUGUAACCCAAGGUACCACUGAAUUCGCCUUCUUCAUCUUCGUUAUGUCUGCACUUCUUUUCUUUUGCUUACGAAUCGAUAACAAUAAAAAGGGAAAACGAGGAAAAGCACUGCUUGGCUUUGAAAAGGGACAAGGGUUGGGCCAAAUUUGCUGGGUCUCUUGAGCUCUGUUCCGAUGCUGGGUGGGAAGGAGAGGCAAGACGACUUGAGCUGAUCAACCAGGGAUAGCCAAAAUGGUACUCUCAGGAGGCUGCCGUUUCCCAUCACCAUCAUCCCCAAGUGUUGACACUGUGCCAGUCGCUGGUAACUGGAGCCCAACAGAAUCUGGACGGCGUCAGGUUGGGGAAGGCUGUUCUAGCCAUUCUCUUCUCUGUGGCCUGCCUCUCCACUCUAGGAAUCAACUCCUUCUCUUUAAAGAUGGCGGUCCUGUGGCCCUCCGGCUGUUUUGGACUACAACUCCCACCAUCCCCGGGUCAUGGGCUGUGAUGACCUGUUGGAAGGUGGUGUCCUGCAACCACUGGAAGGUGCUAGGUUGGGGAAGGCUGCUGAAUCCAUUCUCUUCUCUGUGGCCUGCCUCUCCUCUCUAGGAAUCAGCUCCUCCUCUUGAAGGAUAGGGGAAAUCCUCACAAUAGCCCUGUAGAUCAUGGGUAGGCAAACUAAGGCCCAGGGGCUGGAUACAGCCCAAUUGCCUUUUAAAUCCGGCCCGCGGACGGUCCAGGAAUCAGUGUGUUUUUACAUGAGUAGAAUAAUAAUAAAUAAUUAAAAUAAUUUAUUAUUUAUACCCCGCCCAUCUGGCUGGGUUUCCCCAGCCACUCUGGGCGGCUUCCAACAAAACACUAAACUACAAUAACCUAUUAAACAUUAAAAGCUUCCCUAAACAGGGCUGCCUUCAGAUGUCUCCUAAAAGUCUGGUAGUUGUUUUUCUUUUUUGACCUCUGGUGGAAGGGCGUUCCACAGGGAGGACGCCACCACCGAGAAGGCCCUCUGCCUGGUUCCCUGUAACAUGGCUUUUUGCAGCGAGGGAACCGCCAGAAGGCCCUCGGUGCUGGACCUCAGUGUCCAGGCAGAACGAUGGCGGUGGAGAAUGUGUCCUUUUAUUUAAAAUGCAUCUCUGAGUUACUCGUGGGGCAUAGGAAUUUGUUGAUUAUUUUUUCCCCAAAAUAUAGUCCGGCCCCCCCACAAGGUCUGAGGGACAGUGGACCGGCCCCCUGCUGAAAAAGUUUGCUGACCCCUGCUGUAGAGAGCAGGCCACUAUUGUUGCAAUGUUUCUUUGGCCAAUAAAAUCCAUACAAGUGGAAAAGAAGAAAUGCAUUUUGGGAAGGGUCAGUUUAUAUACCGCCACCCCUCUCUCCCCCCAGAACCGUUUUCUCACGCAGCUCUACACUCCCAUCAACGGCUGGCGAGAACCCCUCUGCCUGGAGAUUCUGGAGAAAGACGGCUACCCGGUCAAGGAAGCCACGGGGGCCUCCCUGCCCACCAUCUGGGACUGGUCCUUGAGAUACAGCCCCCGGCACAUGGCGCGCUUCCGGAACCCCUGCUACAGGCGCAGCGGGAAUGGCGGCAGCAACGGCGGGGCUCUGAACGGGAACUUCCUUCCCCAAAACAUUGGCAAGGUUUGUGUUUGGGAAGGCAUGGAGGUCGUUUUCACAACUUGGGCUGGUGGAUUCAGAGCCAGAGGACGGGUAGAAAUCUUUGGCAUCUCCCAGUCUGGUAGGGCACCAGGCUCCAGCAGACCUUUCCCUGUUUAGAUCUAACUCUGCAACCCACAGGAAUGCAGGAAGCUGUCUUUACAAGGUUCCAGUCCUCAUGGUUCCAAAAAAAGGGUUGACUUAAGAAAGCAGGAAGCUUAUAUCUUAUGCUGAUCAAGCCAUUGGGGGCCCGUCUAGCUUAGUAUUGUCUGCACUGACUGGCAGUGGCUCUCCAGGUUCUCAGAUAAGAAGCCUUUUUGCCAGCACCACUCAGUUUCCCGUUUGAAUCUGGAACCCUGUUGUUAAGAGUUUGCUCUUGUGUUGAGAUCCCGCCUGUGGGUUUUCAACAGGCAUCUGGGUGGCCACUGUGGGAAGAGGAUGCUGGAGCUGAUGGGCCAUUGGCGUGAUCCAGCAGGGCUCUUCUGAAGGAACCACAGAAUUGGAAGGGGUCCCGAGGGUCAUCUUGUCCAAACCCCUUGCAAUGCAGGAAUCUCAACACGCGGUCUCCCAUCCAAUUUGAAACUACGCUGCUCUUAUAGAACCUCCAUGUCUAGAGACAGUCUAUCUGGACUUCUAGGUUCUUAGGAGAAUUUGGCCACUGUGAGAACAGGAUGCUAGCUCAGGAUGACAACCUGGGCUGGCUCAGAGGGUAGAGCAUGAGCCUCGUAAACUCAGGGUCGGGCUCCGAGCCCUGUGCUGGGCAAAUACAUAGAUAAUUUAGAUGAUUUAUUACGGUCAAAGACCAGCUCGCAUAACACAAUAAAAACAGCGUUCAUAAAGAUAAAAUAUACAAUCGGAGCAGAUUGCAGCAAUAGCUCAUGAGUUAAAAUUGAGAUAUAUACAUACACCUGUACAACUGAGAUUUGGGCUACCAUAAAAAAUUGACCCUGAGGCGCCCCAAAGGGCGACUUCAGCAUUUCCCUAGUAGGCUAUUUUAUUCCAGAGGAUGAUCUGUGCCUACAAAUCUGGGCGCAGAAUCUGGCUACCAGCCAGGUCGUCUUGUGAUCUUUGCCUGAGAGGAGAGAAUGAAGUUUAGACUUGUCUGAAAGAUCAGCGAGCCUCUUCAGCAAAGGAUCAAUGGUGUCUCUACGAAUCUCAAGAUAAAAAGGACAUCUAAAAAUAUAUAUGUUCGGGGCUUCCUAUUUCUCUGUGCGUACGGGACUCUUCUAUAGGAGCCUUCCAGAACCGGUAAGGGCAAGGCUGAGCUUCUAGCAAGAGUGAAAGCCCUUCUUGCGUUUCUGGAUGCGAGGAAAUAAAGAUAUGUUGCUGGACCGGCUACGUAUCUCCUGUCUUCUAUGAUUUUAUAAUCGGGGACCCUUGUACAGUCCUGUUGUCUCUCUAUGUCCAUGAUUCUUUGCCUGACUACAGAUCUAGCUUGGCCCAGGCCCAUAGUUAUGAGGGUUUGGGGAGCAAGGCCCAGUUUCUGAAGAGUGUUUAAGAUUCCUGUCUGCCAGCCAGACUGAAACUGGUUGCUUCAGAGUUAGCCACUUAUAUAUUGAUGUUAGGCUAAUAUGAGCUUCGACUUUCAUCAUCCCUGUUUCUAGUCUGACCCAUGCAUUUGAAACGCAUGUGCUGGGCAGAAGAUUCCUACACGGCAGGGGGCUGGACUAGAUGGCCCUUGUGGGUCCCUUCUAACCUUACAGUUCUAUGAUUCUAUAAGAACAACAGAUAAAAAUUAAAAGAUGAAAAACAAAACUAUAAAACAGGCACAUAGAAUGCGCACAGUUGCACAUGGUUUAAUAUAACCGGGUGCAAGAAAAAAAUACCGUAUUUUGCGCCCCAUAGGACGCAUCUAGUUUUUUGGGGGGGGAAAUAAAGAAAAAAAAAUUUAUUUCCCCCCCAGGUGCAGGGCUGGAAGAACCAGGUCGGGGAACAGCGGAAAGGCUCGCUCCACCUCCCCACUGACCCCCGAGCUUGUGGGGCUGGCGAUGGGGAGAAGUGCGCUGAGCCCGGGACUGCAGGCACUUCUGCGCGGCCAUCGGAGCUGGUCUCCCGAGGGUUGUGCAGAGCUUCCUGAAGCCUGGAGAGCGAGAGGGGUCGGUGCACCGACCCCUCUCGCUCUCCAGGCUUCAGCAAAAGCCUGCAUUCGCCCCAUAGGACGCACACACAUUUCCCAUUCAUUUUUGGAGGGGAAAAAGUGCUUCCUAUAGGGCGAAAAAUACGGUAUGUGUGUGUUCUUGUGGGAUUUUUUGUUUCUGCAUUAAAUAUGCAAAACAAACAAACAAAAAAGAAUAUCAGCGCCAUCUCGUUGUCAAGUCUAGUUCCAGAUUUUCAAGGUUUGAGAUGAGAGUUGUCUUGAAGACUGCUCCGCCGCAUACAUACAGUAUGUACUAAGGGAAUGCCAAAUCAUAUAAAAAGUGUCUGGAGGUUCUAGCCCUCGUCAAAAUCUCAAAUUAUGUGCAAUUUUCUCCCUUAAAGCUAUAUUCCAGAGUGAGCGGCACACCAAGCACACUGUGUAAGAUUUGGGACUGUUUUCCAGGGAGUUGCAAUUACUGUUUGAGCUGCCAGGAUCAGAUCCAAGACCUGGUUCCUUCGCUCUUCCGAUGUUCUGAGCUUUCCCCCUUCCUUCCUCCAGAUGGAAAACGCUCCUCCUGGGAAAAGGACCCUGUACUUGUUCUCCAAGGGCUCCCUCUCUCUGCAGGCCCACUUCUUCCCCUGGAAAAACGGCUCCCUCGCCAAGAAAGGCUCCCGCCGGUCUCAGGGGUCGGAGGCCCCCAGGGAGCAAGACAGGUCGCGGAGGUGCAAAACCCGGAGCUUCCUCCUCCAUCACGACGGGCUGCUCCUUCUGCCAUCGUAUGCAGGGCCCUCCAUCCGCUUGUGGAGAAGGUGCUACCUUCGCGGGAGCCCGGAAACCCAGGUACGAAACAGCAGAGGCGUAGCACAAAAUAACAGAAUCGCGGGCAGGUUGAGAGGUGGUCAUUAGAGAACCCAACCUGCGUUCUGCAAAAAAACGCUUCCUCAUAUUUCUUGGGUUCAAAAAGUCCCGCCAUUAAUAGAAGCUGUUCCACAAGCAGAGGGAAGAGAUUUAUUUAUACCGUAUUUUUCAGUGCAUAACACGCCCCUGUGUAUGAGACGCCCCCUAUUUUGGGGGACUCAAAACUAAGAAAAUGAGGGGAGAUUGCCCAGAGUUUUUGAGCUUUUGGGGGGGGGGAUUUUCGUCCCCAUUCUGCACUAUCCAUGUAUAAGACGACCUCCCAUUUUUGACAUUAUUUUCUCAGAAAAAAACCUUGUCUUAUACACGGAAAAGUAUGGUAUGUUCGUUCUAAACCUUUUACAGUUUGUAAUCCCAUCACAAUUGGCCUCCUAGCAGCAGUUCAAAUCUAAAAAACUAACUAACUAAAAUGUCAUAAAGAACUCCAACUUCUGAGAAGAUGGACAGAAAUGAGGCCGGAGGAUAUGCUGAAUGACAACCCAAUUCGUUAAAUGUGUUUUUGGUUUCAUUUACCUUAUGCACAAAACGCCUCGAGGUGGAAGUUUAGAAGGCGAUUAAUAAACCAAUGGUGGUGAUGAUAAACAUAAUAAAAAUAAAUGAUAAUUUCAUGGUAUGGGGAGGAGGAUGUAUACAGAGGGGCUAACGGGUAGGAAUCCCAAGAGGUAGAGGUUAGCAGCUGUGUGGUGACAUCUAGUGUCCAAACUACUUUUGGAUUCUUUUAUAAAAGGGUUUUUUCCUCAUUAUUACAGUAUGAGCGGACGUGGGUGGCGCUGUGGGUUAAACCACAGAGCCUAGGACUUGCCGAUCAGAAGGUCGGCGGUUCAAAUCCCCGCGACGGAGUGAGCUCCCGUUGCUUGGUCCCUGCUCCUGCCCACCUAGCAGUUCGAAAGUACGUCAAGUGCAAGUAGAUAAAUAGGUACUGCUCCGGCGGUGUUUCCGUGCGCUGCUCUGGUUCGCCAGAAGCGGCUUAGUCAUGCUAGCCACAUGACCCGGAAGCUGUAUGCCAGCUCCCUCUGCCAGUAAAGUGAGCUGAGCGCCGCAACCCCAGAGUUGGCCACGACUGGACCUAAUGGUCAGGGGUCCCUUUACCUUUACAGUAUGAGCACAUAUUAUGCAGGGAGGGUGGGAUUUUGGUUGCAAGGGUUCCAUAUUUACAUGAAAAUCUUGUAUACCAAAACCCUUGGCACUGCGAGAGAGAAUCCUCAGCACUUCCAGAGCUCAUGUCCUGAAGGGUCUUGCCCAGCAAGCAAAGCAGAGAGCGUAAAAGCUCUUUCCGUGCCAGGGAACCCCAGCAGACACAGCACAAAUACGAGCUUCUUGCUUUGAUGUAAUUUGCACAAUUUCAACCAGCUGAUCUUCAGCUGUGCUGAAGUUGCAGACCUUGCUUCUGAGUUAAGGACUCGGAAGCAGCUAGACCCACCGUUUUGCAAACAGUGAUCCUCAAAUCUACCGUCAGUUGUGGAAGCAAUGAGGAGGAAACCAGAAGAUGAAGUGAGGACGACUUCCUGAUGUUGAUAGCUGCCUUUAGCAGCUCAUGAUUAGAAACAGAUUCUUCACAGCUAGGUCUCCAGAGGCCAGUGUGCGCCACGUCUAUUAGGCAGCCACUGUAUCCUGCCCCUUCCAGCCUGCGCCAGUUCAUUAAAAGAGGAAAUAAAUAACAGGGAUUUGGAAACGAGUUCUGAAGCAAAAGUCCUGCGGGUGGAAAUAGGAACAAGGGAUGCUAGACGCUUAGAAAAUUAUGCCUGGCGUUGAGAAAGUGAUGCAGAAAAGUAUUUCUGCCUCUCUCUUAACGGCAGGACUUGAAGUUGAAUGUUGGAAAAUUCAGGAAAGAUUAAAAAGAGGACUUCUUCACAUAGUGCAAACUGUGGAACUCGUUCCCCUAGGAGCCAGGGAUGGCUUUGGAAGAGGACUGGACUAAUUCAUGGAGAAAAAGGCUAUCAGUGGCUACCAGCCAUGAUCAGAGGCAAUAUAUGCUUCUGAAUCCGAGUUGCUGGAAACUGCAGGAAGGGAGUUUACUGAUGUUGCAUUCAGGUCCUGCUUGUGGUCUUCCGAACAGAACACUUGGUUGGCCACCGUGAGAACAGCAGGCUGAACUAGAUGGGCCUCCUCUGGCUUGAUCCAAGCAGGGCUCUGAUAUAUUCCUAUACAAGGGAGCCAAUUUAAAAGGAGGGUAUGAAAAGCCUCUCCCCCCAAGCCAUUGGUGGUCCUUGCUGGCGACGUAAGUCUCUUUCCGCUUAGCGCAGAGAUGGAGAACGUUUCUCCCAGCUCGAGGGGCUGCCUCCUCUUCUUGCCAGUCUUCAAGGUGAGAUAGCUCGGUUGGUUAGAGUGUGGUGCUGAUGACGCCACGGUUGCAGGUUUGAUCCCCAUAAGGAACAGCUGCAUGUCCCUGCGUUGCAGGGGGUUGGACCAAGUGAUCCUUAGGAUCACAUUCAACCUUAUGAUUCUGUGAUCCCAAAGGUCACGUGUCUGUGGUAGGCAAAAAAUGGGCGGGGUUACAGAUGUAAACAUUGCUGUUUCACAGAAUGGUAGAGUGGGGAGGGACCGGGGGCGUCUUACCCAUAGAGACGGGUGGCGCAGGGCGCCAAGUUCUGGAGGGCGCCAGGGAAGAGGCAGAGGCUGGAUGUGGCGCCUCCCAACAUCAGCUUACUGCCAUCGCCCGCCUCCACCAUGUUGCGCCGAAGCAGCGCUGCACAUGGAGCUUCUGCCUGCCGUGGCCACCACGGCACGAAGUGGCCAGCUGAGCUGGGAACUGCUGCGUCCAGCCUCCGCCUCUUCCCUGCCGGAGGGGCCACCCUCCAGCCGCUGUCCGCCUCCUCCAGCCCUGCAAAGCUGGGUGCAUCGCUGGCAGUGCCAUCCUCCCUAAAAAAGGUCAGCAACUCUGGGAAAUGGGGGGGGGGGAAUCUUUGCACCACAGCGCCAGAGAUGUUUAAGACAGCCCUGGGAUGUCCCUGCAAGGGUCAUCUCGUCCAGUCCCCUGUCCAGUAGGGAGGGACCGCCUCUCCCGAUAUGCCCCGCGGAGGACCUUAAUGUCCAUAAAUAGCAACACCCUAGUGGUCCCGGGCCCUAGGGAAGUCAGAUGAGCCUCAACCAGGGACAGGGCCUUCGCAGCACUGGCUCCGGCCUGGUGGAACGCUUUGUCUCAUGAGACCAGGGCCCUGCAGGAUCUGAUUUCUUUCUGCAGGGCCUGUAAGACAGAGUUGUUCCGCCUGGCCUUUGGCUUGGAAUCAAUUUGAUUCCCUCCCUCUCUUCUUUUUCCUUUCUCCUUCUGUGAUGGGACUCUUAUUUGGGGACUUUCCUGGCUUUUUUCUGGCCCACGUAGGACCAGUUUGGAUAGUUGGCCUUUGGUGAAGAUUUGACAUUUUAAUCCCCAAAAAGUUUUUGAUUUGAGUUUCUACUGAAAUGAGGCUGCAUUUUAAUGUUGUACUUAAUCUUCUUUUUAAGUUGUAUUUUAAUCAAUUGUUUUUACCUGGUGUUAGCCGCCCUGAGCCCGGUUUUGGCUGGGGAGGGCGGGGUAUAAAUAAAAUUUAUUAAUAAUAAUAAUAAUAAUAAUUCCACAGCUGGGAAGUCUUGUCUGCUGCUGUUGCAAUAUGGUUUAGUAGUUUUGUAGAAACAGCAGUCUUUCCUUUCUCUUCAGGUCGGCCUCUUUGCUCCCAGCAUUGUGGGCCUCACUGAGGAACUGGACCUGCUCCAAGAGCGGCUGAACUACUGGCAAGCCAGAGGAAGCUAGUGACACGAUGCUUGAGAAGGCCGAAGCGUUCCACGCAGAGCCCAUGCAGACUGCCUGGAGCUCCCUCCUGCCACCCCAUCAGGAACGGGGCAGGCCCUCAGCGUAUCCAACGCAGACCUGGUGCAUCCCGCUUUCCAAGAAGAGACAGCAGUUGCAAUAUGCACAUUUCAGAGAUUCGCAGAAUUGUCGAGUUGGAAGAGACUCCAAGGGUCAUCCAGUCCAACCCCCUGCAAUUUUCACAGAGCUCCAUUUGGAAAUCUUUACCCAUUUGGGAGAAAACUGAUGCACUCAGGCUACGGGAUUGAUGUCUGUGGCUGGACAACCGCGCCCCGAUUCAUCGGAAGUGUCUGUUCUGGAGUUGCCCAGCUCAGCAAACAGAUCUUAUUGACCCAUCUGCGGUUCUGUCCUGAAUUUAUACUCGCCCCAAAUGUUGUUUUGAUUGCAAAGGGACGUGGGGCUUAAUAUCGCUGCGAUAUUGGGUGCCUGCCAUCAGGUGUUUGGUUUGUGUUUGGUUUUUUAAUUAAAGAACUUACUAAAGCCGCAUACAUUUAUGUGGCUUCCCCCAAAGAAUCUUGGGAAACGUAGUUUGUCAAGUGUGCUAAAGAUCAUCAACUACGGUUCCCAGGAUUCUUUGGGAGAAGUCAUGUGCCUUAAAUGUGUGAUGCGUCAUUAAUCCAGAUUAAAUUUUGGGGGUGGUGGGCAGCAGGGAAUAACAUGGGCUGCUGGCAUUCUGAUGUUACUGUCAUGAUGCCCCCACCCCCAAAAGGCCUGAAUGCUCGAGGAGCAACCAUCCCAUAAUAAACACCUGCCUGGAAGUGCCUGGAAGCACCUGGUAGCCCAGAAUGGGCUGACCAGCUCUGUGUAGUCUGCUUUACUCUCUCUGCCUCCUAGAACCCACUAAGGGGUAUUGACCUAUAUGUCCCCAAAAUUUCCAGUUCUCGUAACACUUAAAACGUGGGGUAGCCAACGCGGUUCCCUCCAGAUGUUGGUGGGCUUCGGCUCUCGCUGUCGUCCCUAACCAUUGGUUGCACUGGCUGCUGCAGUUGCGAGGGGGCUUGGAGAUCAACAACAUCUUGAGAGCAUCACAGGAUGCAGUGAUGGCCCCCAGCCCAGAUGGCUUUAAAAGAGGAUUAGACACGCUCAUGGAGGAGAGAGUUAUCGAGGGCUACUAGCCAGGAUAUAGGGACGCGGGUGGCACUGUGGGUUAAACCACAGAGCCUAGGAAUUGCCGAUCAGAAGGUCGGCGGUUUGAAUCCCCACGACUGGAUGAGCUCCCGUUGCUCGGUUCCAGCUCCUGCCAAACUAGCAGUUUGAAAGCAUGUCAAAGUGCAAGUAGAUAAAUAGGUACCACUCCGGCAGGAAGGUAAACGGCGUUUCUGUGCGCUGCUCUGGUUCGCCAGAAGUGGCUUAGUCAUGCUGGCCACAUGCUGUACGCUGGCUCCCUCAGCCAAUAAAGCGAGAUGAGCGCCGCAACCCCAGAGUCGGCCACAACUGGACCUAAUGGUCAGGGAUCCCUUUACCUUUUCCUUUAGUAGCCAGGAUGGCUAUGCUCUGCCUCUGUAGUUGGAGGAAGAAAUGCCUCUGAACCCCAGUUGCUGGAGACCACAGGAGGGGGCAAUGCUAUUGUGCUUAAAUCCAGCGUGUGGGUUCCUUGGAGGCAUCUGGUUGUGAGAACAGGAUUCUGAACUAGGCGAGUCCCCUUGGCCUCAUCCAGAAUACUCUUGCACAGAAUAUCUGCUUCGUCCAGGCAUAUUUGCAAGCAUCAGGCAGCCCACGAGAAAUUGGCUAGUGGACCAGCACCUCCUUCAGUCCCUAGACUGCAGUGUUAGGCGUGAGCUUUCCUUUGCAGUUUGUGAAAAACCAAACAACAACCCUGGAGUAUUAGAAUCUUGCUCGUCUUUGUAGGGGGAUAGAAGUGAAAUGUUGUUGUUCCUCCUCUACCAGAGAUGGUGGGGUGACUUUUCCUUUUCAACUGUUGCCGAGUAAUCAAUAUUUUGAUGCUUUGGGAUCCAGUGCCGAGCGGGCCCCAAUCUCAUUAGAUCUGCACCCACAAGGCUGCAACAAGGGCUUGCAAAUAAGUUUGAACAAACUUUGGAAAGUGAAAUGUUCAGGAGGAUUCUCCAAGGAUUCUCCCGACAGCAGAUUUUUCUUUCCUGCCAAGCUGAGCAAUAAAUCUAAUGGCCUCAAAGCUCUGGACAGAACUGACGGGAAGCUUUAUUAUUAUUAUUAAACUGGGAAAUCAUGCUUUCGCAAUCUGUAAACCAGAUUUUCUGGCCAGUUCUGGGGUACAUACACACCCCAGUUCUUCUUUAGCACUUUCUGUGGUCAUUUCCACAGUCACUUUUUUUUAAAAAAAAAGUUUGGUGUGGAAGAUAAGAGGUGCCAAAACAGAUGUUCAGAGAAGCUUUUAAAAAAAAUAUAUAGCACUUAUUGAGAAAUGGCAUGUUAUGUAUGUGAGAGAAAUCCCAUCCCCUGCCUCUAGCCUGCUUACUGGCAUGAGAUAUUGCCCUGUGGUUAAAUAAAGGGACCACCCUGGUUGCAAACAGGACAAUGAAUUAAAAAAGAGCUGGUCUGCUCCAACAAAUUAUUGUCCCCUAGGCAGAAAUGGUGGAAUUUUCUGCUGUGUGUACUGUUCAGAAAUGAAAGAACACAGUACAGCUGUGUGCAUGUAUUGGAGAGUCCGCUAAAGGGCUUUAUCCCAAAAUCACAGAAUUGUAGAGUUGGAAGAGACUCCAAGGACCAUUCUAGUCCAAUUCUCUGCAAUGCAGGGAUCACAGAUAAAACAUCCACGACAGAGGGUCACCCAACCUCUGCUUAAAAACCUCCAAGGAAGGAGAGUUUGCCACCUUCCAAGGGAGUCCGUUCCACUGUAAAACAGUUGCUGCUGCUGCCACUCCAUACUCAAGAAUAGGUUUCCCCGAGGCUUGUUAAAAAACAGGAAAAUGUUAAACAGUUAAAAAUUCAUUAACAGUGUUCGUCAGGCAGCAUUCAAUGUUGCUUCAUAUGUCUGGUAUCUAUAAAUCAUCAAAGCGGAGUCCUUUGGUACGCCGUUGCCUGGGAACGCCGAAAUGCGAUGCUGGUACUUAGGAACUUAAUACGUCUCUCCAUCCAUUUCUGUAUAUUAUGUUUGCACUGUCUUGUUGUCGUGUUCCUUCAAUGUGUUUCCCCCCCUCGCUAACAGGAGAAAAUCCAUAGUGGGAAAGUAUUUCCAUUUAAGAUAUAUGGUUUUUGUGUUUUUUUCCUUUUGCCCCCAAGCAAAGGGGGUUAAAAUGCUGCUGUUACAUAUUUGCUGUUAAAUGUUUCCAUUUCCAUUUUAUAAGCUUUGGUCCAGAAGCCUUUUAGAGCUAAUGGGGAAACAAGCAGUUUUAAGCUAAAGAACAAUUUCAAAUAAAUAAAUAAGUACCUUGUGAAUACAAUUCUGCAGGUAAUUGUAAAUGGAUUUGCUCCCAGGGACAUUUGUAAGUUGGAGGAAAAGCGUCCCCC
Messenger RNA from Podarcis lilfordi (Lilford's wall lizard), 35887 nucleotides. NCBI's taxonomy places the organism in Eukaryota, Metazoa, Chordata, Lepidosauria, Squamata, Lacertidae. The record is from the annotation of a GenBank genome assembly.